AUGCCAGUCAUUAUUCGAGAGAAGGGUGGUAGGGCUGAGCCCCCGAUACUGCGCUAUAGAUACCAAUGGAGCGAGGCACGUCAAGAGGAAUAUGAACUGCAUCGACUUCCCCAGAAUAUUGAGGAUAAACCUAUACAAAUAUUUUGGGCUGCAACUCCUACGAAGCAGGAGGCAAAACUCAUUGAAGCCGGGUAUAAUCAGCUUACAACCAUAACCAAAACAGGUCGUAAAAUUCAAGGCUUUCUACAUGAUCGUAAGGGCUAUGGUGUUCAAGUCAUUCACCGAUCAAAAAAAGCUCUCACAGCAAUAUCAGGAGUUGCAAUUUUGCGUUCUUGCAAACGUCUUAAUAAACUGGGAGUUGCGGUACUUUAUGGUGAAAACUCUUUUCUUUUCGACACACGCGGUUCUCCAAGCUCUACCGGGCCUCAAAGUGUUGUCACUAUGGACCAGCUCUCGUAUGAUUUCGAUGAAAUUCCAGGUCAUCGGCGUAAGGAUGGAACCAUGCCAACUGCAGAACAGAUUUCUCGCUCUAUUGCUACGAUCUUCCAACAGGAUCAAGACAAAUUGAAAUUCGCUUAUAAAGGCCUAGAAAAAAACGAACAGAAAUCGAAGUUCAUUUACCAGGACCCGUUCACAAGAUUCCUGAUGGAAAUUGGCCGGAAAUAUGCUUCGAAGCUCACCAAAAUUAUCAUUCAGGGCAAAUUUAACUGGAUCAUCGGUAAAUGGCAAUACACAAAGUCUAUCCCAGUUGGACUUCAUGACCUUCUUCCAAUCUAUACUAUCAUUCUCAAAGAAGUUUGUGAAAACAUUCAUACCAUAAUUUUACACGACGACGACCGGGGCUAUCCUCAAAUGAAGCAGCUGGAUCCGCGAAGUAUAGACAGGAACCAGCAAAUAAAUGAGUCUGUCGAUAAACUGGUUCAUGCACUUCCAUAUCUAAAAAAAAUACAAUUAGGCCAAUACGAGUUCGUACCAGCCGGGUGUGGAUAUGAUCCGGGUACUCCUGGUAGUGAUAUCAUAAAGUUGGUGCACCCAGAAGAUGAGUGGGGGAUGGCUUUGAAAUGGGUGAGAAUCGUUGAAAAACGUGCCCAGAGCCGCGCAUUGGCAGAGUCAGAAUGCGAAGACAGAAAGGCGGAUAGGGAAAAAACACGAAGUUGA
Messenger RNA from Botrytis porri, 1158 nucleotides. RefSeq lists its product as uncharacterized. The transcript has a single exon. The coding region runs from base 1 to 1158 and encodes 385 amino acids. The record is from RefSeq and is a predicted model, not a curated record. Lineage: Eukaryota; Fungi; Ascomycota; Leotiomycetes; Helotiales; Sclerotiniaceae.